GCCGCCAUGUCCACCCCCGCCAAGCGACACUGCCGCAGCCCCGCCAGCUCCCUCGACGCCAGCUUCCAGAAGCGCCUCAGAAAGAUUUCCAUCGAGGGGAACAUCGCUGCAGGGAAGUCAACAUUUGUCAGGCUGCUAGAGAAACACAGCGAUGAGUGGGAGAUCAUCCCCGAACCCAUCGCCAAGUGGUGCAACAUCCAGACAGCCGAAGAUGAAUGCGAGGAACUUUCAACAUCUCAGAAGAGUGGAGGAAAUCUACUUCAAAUGCUGUAUGAUAAACCCACAAGAUGGGCUUAUACAUUUCAGACUUACGCUUGCUUGAGCCGAGUAAGAGCACAAUUAAAACCUGUCUCAGCCAAGCUACAUGAAGCAGAACAUCCAGUGCAGUUUUUUGAGAGAUCCGUGUACAGUGACAGAUACAUAUUUGCUUCUAACCUGUUUGAGUCUGGAAAUAUUAAUGAAACAGAGUGGGCUAUUUAUCAGGACUGGCACACAUGGCUUUUGAAUCAGUUUGAAUCAGAUGUAGAACUGGAUGGCAUGAUCUACCUAAGAACCACACCUCAGAAAUGCAUGGAAAGGCUACAGAUGAGGGGAAGAGAAGAGGAGCAAGGAAUUGAGCUUGAGUAUUUGGAAAACCUCCACUAUAAACAUGAAACCUGGCUUCAUGAAAGGACUAUGAGAGUCGAUUUUGAGAACCUUAGAGAGAUCCCCAUUCUAGUUUUGGAUGUUAAUGAAGAUUUUAAGAAUGACAAGAUUAAACAGGAGUACCUGAUUGAUAAGGUCAAGUCUUUCCUGACUUCUUAAGAAGAUGAAAAUUAAUUUGAGGAAGUUCCUGAAGCUGAAGAGUUAAAACCUAACAAUCAGUGUUUUCUUAGACAAUUUACUUUAACUGAAUGCAUUACCUCUAUAGCUUAUUUUCAGGCAAGAUUGAAGUGCAAAAUAUGGUUUGGGUUUUUUUGCUUGUCUAACCUGUGUGGGUUUUGAUAGUUUUCUGUAUAGUUAAAAUGAACAAAUAGGGGUGUUUCGAUUAUGUACUUUAUGUAUAUUCUAUGCUGUUUAAUAAAGAUUUUAAGUUAA
Messenger RNA from Gavia stellata (red-throated loon), 1077 nucleotides. Its product is annotated as deoxycytidine kinase 2. Bases 7 to 804 code for a protein of 265 amino acids. The transcript is spliced from 7 exons. Gene Ontology annotation, biological process: nucleobase-containing compound metabolic process. The record is from RefSeq and is a predicted model, not a curated record. NCBI's taxonomy places the organism in Eukaryota, Metazoa, Chordata, Aves, Gaviiformes, Gaviidae. Gene Ontology annotation, cellular component: mitochondrion; cytoplasm. Gene Ontology annotation, molecular function: ATP binding; deoxyguanosine kinase activity.